Messenger RNA from Cavenderia fasciculata, 312 nucleotides. RefSeq lists its product as uncharacterized. Lineage: Eukaryota; Evosea; Eumycetozoa; Acytosteliales; Cavenderiaceae. The transcript is spliced from 2 exons. Bases 1 to 312 code for a protein of 103 amino acids. The record is from RefSeq and is a predicted model, not a curated record.
AUGAAUAGACCAAAAGCAUUCCCAAUAUCUCUGGUGGCGUUGAGUCAGACACUAUCAGUAUUUCAUUGGUUGGGAUCGAAUUGUUGUGGCGCGAAUGGUAUUGAAAUAGGGUCUGGUAUCAAUCUGUGGAUUUAUGAUCCGUGCCACCCUGCCUUUGGUAUGUCUAGCUUUCCUUUUCACUUGAAACGAUUGAGAACCAAUAGAUUGAAAGGCUGGAAGAAGGGUAUCCACCAUCGUCGGCAUGAACCCAUCAUGAGAAUAGUGCGUUAUAUGUCUUGUGAUUGUGAUAGAUAUCUACGAUACUUCUCUUAA